Molecule: messenger RNA, 2009 nt
Organism: Chenopodium quinoa (quinoa)
Lineage: Eukaryota; Viridiplantae; Streptophyta; Magnoliopsida; Caryophyllales; Amaranthaceae
Exons: 2
Coding region: 756-1322 (188 amino acids)
Source: RefSeq, a predicted model, not a curated record
ACAAAUUUAUUACACAGACUACUCCAUCAAGUAAUCUCACUGUACUCUAUUUAAAGAAAAGCAUACUCACUCUCUCUACUCACUCUCUUCACUCUUCACUCUUGUCAACUCACAAAAUGAGCUCAUUCAAGGGAAAAGGGUUACAAAUGGAAGACAACAACUGCAAUGGCAAGAUGGCUAAAGAAGAUGAUGUUGAAGAAGAAAGUCGGCAUCUUCCAGAUGAAAUCAUUGCUCAACACAUCCUUCCUUGUCUUCCCAUCAAACCCUUAAUCCAAUGUAAGCUACUUUCUAAACAAUGGAAUCUUAAAAUUAAUUCCGGUUAUAUUAUCUUUAGUGACCCUUUUACCCCUCUUCAUUCCCUCUUUAUUCAAUCUGGUAAUACUUUUUACCUUUACUCUUGCACUAAUCAUGAUAAUGAUGAUGGUGUUGUUGAUAAUGUUGAAAGCAAUUUGGUUAGAUUAGAUGUUAAUUUUGAAGCUGAUACUACAAUUGAUGAGAUUAUAUUGGUUGGAUCUGCAAAUGGGUUGGUUUGUUUAGCUCAAAAAUAUGGAAAAUAUUUCUAUUUGAAUAACCCUAACACUAACCAAUCCCACAAAUACUACCCUGCUGAUUCAUCUUAUUGAGGGGGGCGUUGCUGGGUUAAUUGGGGAUUUGGGUAUGUAUCAUCUGAGGACAACUAUAAAGUUGUUAGGAUAAUCCCAUCAUAUUGUAAUGGAGAACUUAAUAUUGUUCAUGUUUAUUCACUUAGAUCCAAUAUGUGGUCGAUGGUCGAAAGUGGUUUGGGGGAAGGUGAUAUGACUAUAGGUCAUGCACAUCUAGUAAAUGAGACUUUGUAUUCGAGUAUGUGUAGAGGCCGAACCCUUGCCUUUGAUUUAGCCCGGGAGACGUUCGAGUUCUUCCCUCCUCUCUCAGUUAACCAUCUAUUGGGCGAUGCAUUAUGUGUGAUGGGAGGGUGCUUAUCGAAAUGUAGUUCAAACUCUCAAAAUGAUCUGAUUAUUGAGAUUGUGAAACGUCCUCCAAGGGUGUCUUCUGUUGUUUUCUCGUGUGAUUUGAUGAUCGAAGAUCCUAAAGAACUCAAAUACUGUAAACAAUUGUUUGGGUUCACAAAGACUGGCAAAGUCUUUUAUACUCGUGAAAAGCCUGGGAUGCUGGGCUUGCUCGAUCAAUGCUCAAAGCGAACACUUGCAACCUUUGAUGAUCAGGUGUUUAUCAUUGAGAGUUAUGUUCCUACUCAAAGUUCACCUCAUCCUGCGGCUGAGUUGCCUAAUGAACCACCAGAGGGGACUUGGCCGGUAUAUCAGCCGGAGAUACUUCCUGAUUAAGAUCCGGUAUUCUUUUCCUUCGUGUUUUUAAUUUUGAGUUUUUUUUCAUCUUUUCAAGUGGUGGAACAUUGAAUAACUGCAGAUCCUUGUGAACAUCUCUAUUGUCUAUUGAUCAUCUUUAUUUUGUAAUAGAGGACUUGGCCGGGAUGACAACUGGAGAAUCUUCCUGGUCCGGACAACAUUGUUAUACUAGAAGAUGUCCUCUAGUUUUAUCAGACAUGAAAUUCUCUACCGAUCUAGGCAAAUAAAAGAAGCUCAUGAGCGCGACGAUGGUGACAUGGAUUCAUUUUGAUACAAGUAUAUGGUGCUAAGAUGCAAACCUCAUAUUUAUGCGGAUGUUUUACGAAAGUAAGCUUAAUUGGCAAACAAUUUACCAAUCUAGACGCGUGGCCAAACUAUUUACGGAACUGAGCUUCUGACAUAAAACGUUGCCUCGGUCAGCGUUUUACCUUUGGUUAUUAUUUUUUUUUAUAAAAUUUCGUAUUAUGUGAAAUACAAAUUUAAAAAAAAAAAAUUGGAAAUACUGUAAAACGCUGACUCAGUCAGCAUUUUUCUUGUAUCCAUAACAGAGAAAAACGCUGACUAAGUCAGCGUUUUACACCUAAGCAUAAAACGCUGCCUGCUGGCUGAAGGCGGCAACAGCAGCCAGUGCAGCCCCCUUCCACAUCCACCAACACCACCACCCUC